CAUACCAUAAGUCCCCAUGCUGCAGGAGGUGCAUGCUGGCUCCACUGACGGGGAAAUAAAACAUCAAACAAUAAAACAUCUGCAGCAGGUGUUUUUCUGCUGAGGCCAACAGGAUGUCCUGCUCCUGCUGCUGCUGUGUGAGUCCCAGCGGAGAGCUGCUGGACGGUGUCAGGAAGAAGGAGCGGCUCAUGAGACUGCAGCAAGAGGAGGAAGAAGAGGAGAGCAGAAGGAGCAUGGACAUCUCUCUGCUCAGAGAACAGUACAGGUGCACCAGGGAGACACAGAAGAGACACACUCAGGUGCUCCUGUUUAGGACAGUAUCGGAAGAACUGUCCGAGGCUGUCAGCAUCAUCCCUGUCCCUCAGGGUUUGACGUCACCUUGGGAACCAAACAGCAGCUCGCCACCGCCAGCUGUAACCUUUAACCCUGACCCUACAACCUGCGACCCCUGGAACGUCCAACUGGGCCUCCACCGGCACUGCUGUCCCCGUGUCACCGCACAGCAGCUCAUAGCUUCCCCGGAAACAACAAACACCAACAGUUCCUCCCAACAUUCAUCGUCUUCCUGUGAGUCUGUCAGCAGAAAACUCUUUGUGGACUUGACAUCUGAUUCUCCAUGUAGCUCCAUCUGCAGCACCAAAGAAGAAGUUCCCUCUGACACGUCAAGAGUAGACACAGAGAAUAUGGAUCCUGUCCAACUUCAUGUCUCUGGUUCACUCGACGCUGCAGAGCAACAUACCAGAGAUGGAUCCAAAGGGGAGCGUUCUGCUGGCUCCUUCAGUGAUCCUCGGGAGUUUUCAGCCACCGGCUCUGAUGAAAGCUCCACCCCCGUCGCCUCCAUCAGCUACUCCCCGAGCAGCUCCAUCACCAGCCUGCAUGAGGACUUGAAGGAGCACCAGUCUGCUGAUAGAACAACCGGUAACGUCGUCCCACAGACUGGCAGCACCUCGUCCGCUUGGAGGGGCUCCAGGAAGUUUUCGGCCCCAGCCCUCAGGUUUGCCAGGCAGUUUAGUGUAGGAGGGGUGGGGUCCUCUGCCAAGGUCCACCACCCGUUUCCCAAUAGGAAGGCCCCAAGGAUCUCUGAGGCUGCCCGGAGGCUGGGGAUGUACUCGUCCUUCUGAGAGUCUCGUCGAGUCCACGUCGAGCAGCCAGUCCGUGUUAUGGUGUCCUUUUUCUCUUAAGUGUUCAUUUAUCAUCAAAAACUAAUGGGAAAUAAUGAAAAUAUGGCUGAUAUUAACAAAUACCAGUCAAUAAAUGUAAUUAUGUUAUCAGUGACAAAAUUGGAUUUGAGUUAUGUUAAUUUGCAACAGAGGCGGUCAUUUCCCAGUCUGGAUUCAGGCCCCAUCACAGCACAGAGACUGCUCUUAUAAAGGUUUUAAAUGACAUUCAUCUCAGCAAAGAUUCUUGUAAAGUAUCUUUUCUUGUGUUACUGGACCUUACUGCAGGGGUGGAUCUACUGGGGUGGCAUAGGGUGACAGCUGCCACCGCUAAAAAAUACCUUGCCACCCCACCUGCACCAAGUUUUAGACUAUCUCAUUUUAAAAAUGUGUAUACAUAUAUAUCAGGGUUUAUCAGGGUUUUCCCAGUCUAUCUAAGACAAGGCAGGCUGCCUGGCUGAUUUUGGCCGCCGCCUUGGUUAAUGCGUGUGUGUGUGUGCAUGGGGGCGUUCAGAUGUAGCAUCUUUUGCACGCACAAACCCAUUACUUUCAAUGUAGAUGCGCGUCAUGCAUGCUCACAACCCAAAGCAACGCCGUAGCGGCGCACAUUCGGUGCGCUUGUAACUGGCUGAGAGAAAAUAUCUAUAGCAUAAACUUGACUUUGAGGUUAAUUUUCACAGCAAUUUCACUACUACUAUUCCUAAUUCUAUUUCAAAAUUUUGCUUUGCACAUAUUUUUUUUAAUCUUUAUUGCCACAAUAGAAAGAGCGGGGUCAG
Epinephelus fuscoguttatus (brown-marbled grouper) is the source of this 1933-nucleotide messenger RNA. RefSeq lists its product as uncharacterized. The transcript has 4 exons. The record is from RefSeq and is a predicted model, not a curated record. NCBI's taxonomy places the organism in Eukaryota, Metazoa, Chordata, Actinopteri, Perciformes, Serranidae. Bases 114 to 1121 code for a protein of 335 amino acids.